AUGAAUAGAUUCAAAAGAGUGUUUAAAGAUAACUUGAUGAUGAUGAUUGUGACUCUAUUGGUGAUGUUUCAGAAUAUCUUUGGAAAUGGCAACAUUUUAAUAGCUGCAUUGAUCGGACUUGUUUAGGUUUUAAGAAUUAUAUUAUGUUUCAUCACUUAAAUCAAGGAGUAUAUUUAAUAUUUUGAUUUGAUGUAACAAUGGAGUUUGCUUUUGGCCAUUUAUUUUGGCUCAAACCAUUGCUCUAUGUAAGUGUUAGCAUUAUGCAAUACCAAAGAGUUCUUUAAUACAAAAAUAAAUUUAUAAACGAUAUAACUUAAGAAGCUAUUGAUUGUCCAUCACAUAGUUUCUGAAGUUAUACUAUUUAUAUUAUGCUCAAUCAACAGCGUAAAAGAAAUUCACCUGUCGAUUGUAGCGAUUUUACUUCAUUGGCUAAUUUUAUUUUAUAAUUCCAAACAUAAAAAGCACAGGAGGAACAUUGAUAGUUACACCUAGGGAGAGAUACCUGACAAAAUUGUGAUUGAUAGUGCAGGCCAUACGAAUAAUCAUUCGAGAGUCAAAUUCCAAGACAAACCAAGUCACAAUGACAGUCCCAGAGACAACAAAUUGGAGAUCCUAAGCAUCUUCCCUCAAGGGAUAGGGCUAUUCAAAGUCUGUGAUAAGAAACUAGAAUUGGAAUAUCAUAAUGAAAAUAUGUUGAAGUUAUCUACGGCAGAGACAUCUGAUGAGAUUCUAUAGAAAUUAUUCCACUUGGAACAACAAUAAAUAACCGAUGUUUAAUAAAAGCAGCAAUAAGAAUAGAGAAAUUCAAUGAGUUCAUUUUCUACAUUUUAGCAAACCCCAAUUCCAUGUAAUUUCAUUCAUAAGGGUUCUCGUAGCCAAAGGAGAUCCCAAACCAAUUAAUUAUAAACAUCUCAGAAAAUAGAAAUACUAAGACAAAAUUCAGUGUUGAGUUCCCUAGAAAGCAGAGGAGUCUUCUUAAAAAAAUGUGAUACCUUGUGUGAAGAAACAAUCUUGGAACAAGAGAUCAGAUUGCUGGCUUAACAACUAAGUAAAACAGAAUUUCAGAGCUAGAUGAAGAAUUCAAAUGAACUAAUUCAGGAACAUAUUGCAAUUUAUGGAAACUAGAAACCUUAGGAUGGCAAUAGAAAAAGAGUAAUCGAAGUGAAAUUGUACAAUGCAUUAAUCAGUGACACACCCUAUAUUUUGAUGUUGAUAAGGGAUAUAACUCAUCGAGAUUACAUUUAAGCCUUACAAGAAUAUAGCAAACAGAAAUCAAAAACAUUGUCAUUUGUCAGUCAUGAAUACAGAACUCCUUUGAAUUGUAUUAUAGAGAUGUUGGAAUUAGGGAUAGAUGAAGAAUAAAAACAUUAAUCACAGACAGUAAUCAUGGAAAAAGAGUGCAGGAGAGUGAUGAAGGCUAAUUAUCCUAUAAAUAUAAAUAAACAAAUAAAAAUUGCUUUGGACAAUGCUAAAUACUUACUAAAUUUAAGUGAUGAUUUAUUGGAUUUGGCUCAAAUAAAAGUUGGUAAAUUUAAGAUCAAUAAAGCCAAAUUUAAUUUUAAUUUAUUACUUGAAAGUUGUGCAGAUUUAUUUCAGGUUACAGCUGAAAAGAAAUAAAUAAAAUUAUUUAUAAAUUAUGAAAGCAAGGCUCCAAGGUUUAUAUACUCUGAUUCAAGUAGACUAAAACAGAUUAUGAUCAAUCUGUUGGGCAAUGCAUUCAAAUUCACAGAUGAUGGAUCAGUAACCAUCAAGGUUUCAUUCAUCAAUCAGAAAUUAGAUGUGUCAGUCAUUGACACAGGCAUAGGUAUCACAGAGGAGGAUCAAGCAAAAAUAUUCUAAGCUUUUGGUAAAGGGAAUAGUGAAGAACAUAAGAAGAUGAAUAAAUCUGGGGUGGGCCUAGGAUUAUUAAUCAGCAACCAGAUACUUUAGAAUUUGAACUAGGAUUUGCAAAGCGGUCUAAAAUUUAAAUCUUAAUAUAAGAAAGGCUCCAUAUUCUACUUUCAAAUAGGAUAUUAAGACUUAAAUGAAAUUUAAUCAUUGAACAGUUUGGAAGAACGUAAUCAAGAUAGCGAAGAGUCUAUAAUUAUGUAACAAUAACAAGAGGAAAGCAUCCAUAAAGUAUACGUGCACAACCACAUCUCAAUAUUCAAAAGAUCAACCAAAGCUAUUAUGACUUUUCAAAUAUUGAUUGUAGAUGACACUUGUAUGAAUAUCGAAAUGAUGAAGUUGAAACUAGAUAGAUUAGGAUUUGAUUCAGUAGACUCAGCAUGCAAUGGGUAUUCUGCAAUAGAGAAGUGUGAAAAAAAAUGGUAAAUAAAUCAUGAGUUUUAUAAAUUGAUUUUUAUGGAUUUGGAAAUGCCAAGCAUCAAUGGAAUUUAAACGACUAAGAAAUUGUUAGAAUUAUCCUAGAAAUUCGGAAUUAAUAUCACAAUAAUAGGAUGUUCUGCGUAUGAAAGCAAUGAAUAGAAAAAUGAAUGUUUACAAGCCGGUAUGAAGGAUUACUUAACCAAACCAAUUUAAAUAAAUGAUCUCUAAAGAAUAUUGUAGUAGUAUUUAUGA
Molecule: messenger RNA, 2559 nt
Organism: Paramecium tetraurelia
Lineage: Eukaryota; Ciliophora; Oligohymenophorea; Peniculida; Parameciidae
Exons: 4
Biological process (GO): phosphorelay signal transduction system; phosphorylation
Molecular function (GO): phosphorelay sensor kinase activity
Source: RefSeq, a predicted model, not a curated record